AUGGAGACAUCUGCCGGCCAGAGUUCACCCCCUUCAAACCCUUAUCGCCCACUGGACCGGUCAAGGCACGAGAUUCGAUUCUUGAGGAUUCUGCCAUCCACCUGUGCACCUUCGUCUGCCCGGUCUCUUUCGAUAAACGAUGAUCCCGUACGCUGUCAGAUGGAGUACCAUGACUUCAGAAAGUUCACGCCGGCGGCGAAGGAGAAGAGCACCUUGGCCACUAUUGCAUCCGCAUUCAUCAAUUCGCUCGACCUCAUCAUAAAGAAGAUGCGAGCAUACUACAUGUCUACUCCAUCCGACGGCCCAGCGUACGAUCACCAUGAGGAAAGCCCCGAGGCUGUGGGCCGUGAACGCGUGAAUCUGCUUCGUCGGGAGUUCACAGAAAGCAAAAGUCAUCUCCAAACCCUUGUGCCUUGCUACAACUGGGAUGAGAUACAGGACGAAGCGCUAUGGACUGAGUGGAUGAAGACAUGGCUUUGGGCCGAUCUACCGAAGGAGCCGAAUGAGGCAGCGCUGUCUGGAUAUAUUGCUCUUUCUUACGUCUGGGCGAGACAGCCAGCUACGUCAUACGAGCACGCUCAGUUACUCGGAUUGCGAAAAAUUCUGGAAGACAUCUCCCCAAGGUGCGCAGAACUCAUGAACAAAGCCUUACCUUUCAUCAACCAUCUCACGUCGGACCAAGCCAACGAAACAGCCGACAUUUUCCUCGACGGCUCCCCUUUCAAGGUCGGAGCGAACUUGGAGAACGCACUCCGAGCUCUGCGCGAGCUUCCAGAAGUCCGCUCUGGUCUACUUAUAUGGGCCGAUGCUAUAUGCAUUAAUCAGGGCGACAUUGAAGAGCGGAACGUCGAGGUCACCCGAAUGUAUUCCAUCUACAAGAACUCCACCAGAGUAGCUAUCUGGCUCAGUGAGGUCACAGAGCAACACUGUAAAAUUCUCGAAUUCAUGAACUUCGUCGGGGAAUGCAUGGGUCAUAUCGAAAAGAAGAACAAGGAGCUGGCGUCGACUUGGCUAGCCCAAUUUGACUUCCUCGAGAUGGUUCAAAUGCAGGCAGUUCUUUCAGCUCUGCCUUACUGGUACCGAACAUGGAUCGUGCAAGAAACAUCCGUUGCUCCGAACGGGAGUUUCCUUAUUUGUGGCAACCGAAGGUUCCCUUGGAUGAAUAUUCUUCAGUUUGUGUACUACUUCAACAUCGGACGAAGGGAACAAUUCUCGAACGCACUUAUCAUUCCUGACUUGGCCUCUUCCUCCCCGAGCCUUGGGCAUAGGUUCCUGAGAUACAACAAUCAUUUGAUGAGUCUGGCUGACGCGUUCGCCAUGAUCAAAUCGAGCUCUUCGUUCUCUGACGAAAAUGCCAUGUCAUGGUGGUUCCCAAGCCUGAUCCUCCGUCUCGCCAGUAUGACGCACUGCAAGGACUCCCGAGAUAGGAUCUACGGUUUGAUGAAUCUCUUCCCUGGGGAUUUGGCUACAGCCAUCAAACCAGACUACAGUCCUUCGACUAGCCCAGCUAUGGUAAUGGCCGAGUUCGUAAUAGCCCACAUUAAAGCAACGUCGACAUUGCAUAUGCUUCUUUUCGUGGGUGAUAUCUCGCCUGGAGUAGAUGCGUGGCCCUCCUGGGUCCCCAAUUUGGCUAUACCUUGGAAAGACAUCACGCUAAGUUGGGCGCUUCGAAACGGUCAAUUAGCCUUACCAGAGGUAACCGGCAGUAUGAGUCUCUAUCACGCUGACGGACCGGAAAAGGUUGCAAAGAUCACAAUAGGAGCAAAAUCGUUCGGAGUCCCAGUCAUAACAUGUCAAGGCGCCAUGAUAGACGUUAUCUCGGAAACAGGAGCGUACGCUAAGCCCCUCCUCCUUCAAGCAAUAGAAUUAAAGCGGCCAUACUCUGGCCUACCCUUAUUGGAGGAGUGGGAGGAGGUCCUUCUGGACGCGUUCCGCAUUAUGUUGACAGACAUCAGCAAAUGUUCGGUAGAAACGUUGGCAAGCAACCUAAAGGAUAUCUUUUCGAGCGUGAUGGAGCGCGCUCGAGGGCCAAGCCUUCCCAAAUUUCAGAAACCGAACAAGCACCGGUACGGCAGCGACGCCGGUCUCGAGAACGCUCUUGCAGAGUGUUUCACAGCUAUCGGGUGGCAGCCAAAUCCGCAGCGAAGAGAUGUCACUUCCGUAUUCGAAGUCCCAAGAACUGCGAAUGCGAAUUUGGAAGCGGUCCUUCAAUCCGGCGACUUCGUAGAGCGAACGGAACAUGAUUAUUUUUCUUCAUUCUACGAACGAGCCGCAACCGUCGACUACUGGGGCAAGGAUCUCGGAUUCUUUUUCGGGCAGCAUGAAGCGAAACCAUACAUGCACCCAACCGAAGGACCCGCGUUAAUGCCAUUAGUAGAUAUUCACCGGAAAGAAAGGGGAAACAUAUUCACCACAGCAAGUGGCUACGUUGGCGCAACAAUCGAUCGAAUCCAGUCCGGAGACGAGCUAUGGAUUCUUUUUGGCCUUCCUAUGCCAGCGGUUUUGAGGAAGGUGGAUGGGUCACGAAGGUUGGUAGGCAAAGUAUAUGUCCCUGGCAUCAUGGAGGGCGAGGCAGUGGAGGAAUUCGCCAAAGAAGGACGACAAUACGAGAUGGUAACCAUUUCUUAG
This is a messenger RNA of Trematosphaeria pertusa, 2628 nucleotides long. RefSeq lists its product as uncharacterized. The record is from RefSeq and is a predicted model, not a curated record. The transcript has a single exon. Bases 1 to 2628 code for a protein of 875 amino acids. Lineage: Eukaryota; Fungi; Ascomycota; Dothideomycetes; Pleosporales; Trematosphaeriaceae.